This is a messenger RNA of Coccidioides immitis RS, 809 nucleotides long. RefSeq lists its product as uncharacterized. NCBI's taxonomy places the organism in Eukaryota, Fungi, Ascomycota, Eurotiomycetes, Onygenales, Onygenaceae. The record is from RefSeq and is a predicted model, not a curated record. The coding region runs from base 596 to 805 and encodes 69 amino acids. The transcript has 3 exons.
CUCAGCUCCUCCUAGCAUGUUCUAGGGGUCCCCUGAGCCUGAUUUUACAGUGCUGUAUACCCAAAGGAACUCAGUGCUUUGCCUAGGUGAUCUCAUCUCUGUUGACGGCCUCAAAUUGCCCAAGAAGCCUGGUGUUAAUCAUGAAUUUGGCAGCCUUGAUUAUACCCAAUGUUUCAUUAAAAGAUCUCGAGACAGUCUAGAGGGAACAGAGAAGACAUUAUUUCUCAACUUCAUUCGGUUCAUGCACAAGUGGCUGCCUGAAGAGCGAAGGACUGCCAAAGAACUUCUUGACGAUCCUUGGUUGAAUGGGCAACUGGACUGAAGGAAACUCUUAAACCUCCUGCAUUCCCUGCGCAGGUUGAGAGAGGGGCUCUGUUGGGAUCUCUCUUUUUGACCAAUGAGAGACAUUGUUGAGACGCUGCUGCAAGGAAAGCCGGUUGCAAGGCCGAUGAUGCACAUCAGCGGAUCACACAAGUAGGCAUGAUUUGGAUGACUCAUGAGUCCCAUUGACAUCCUUCCUCAACUUGUCUUGCCCGGGACGGAGGUGGGCGAGUAGGACGGACAGGCAGGCUGACGGAACGGCCGGGAACUUCACAUGGUGGCAGAGCAAGAGCUACAAAUAGGCUGCAUUCCAUCCAUCACACUAAAAAGCCAGGCUCUAAGAUAUGACUAUAGGGAAAUUUCCUUGCUUUUCCUUUGUCUGAAUACGUCUCGCACUAAGAAAGGCUCAGGCACCACCUGCUACGUGAACUCCAAUCAUAUUCCUUUGCCUUCACCUGGUUUCCUGCCCCCAGGAGAAGCCUGAACAA